Messenger RNA from Phragmites australis (common reed), 1498 nucleotides. RefSeq lists its product as uncharacterized. The transcript is spliced from 6 exons. NCBI's taxonomy places the organism in Eukaryota, Viridiplantae, Streptophyta, Magnoliopsida, Poales, Poaceae. The coding region runs from base 428 to 1231 and encodes 267 amino acids. Gene Ontology annotation, cellular component: nucleus. Gene Ontology annotation, molecular function: protein heterodimerization activity. Gene Ontology annotation, biological process: regulation of DNA-templated transcription. The record is from RefSeq and is a predicted model, not a curated record.
CCGUGAGCGUACGCUCCGUAGAACCCCGACUGUUUUAGCACUCCGCGUGUGGUUAGGCCUACGCACCGGGUCCAGGGGAAGGAUCCCCGCAGGCCGGAGGGAAGCGAGCCUUUGGCCCGAUUCGCGCGGCCCGGCCACGGAUCGAGCGAUUUGGGGGAAAAGGUGUUUGUUUUCGCGGAAGAGGCGAAAAAAUAACCAGUAACGGAAACCCUAAGCCCCAAAUCCCCAAUCCCUCCCGAUUCGCUAUUUAUGUUCCUGUUCUCCCCUGCCGAUUCGAUGUCCUCCGCCGCGCUCCCCGCAGCGAUCGAACCCCGGGUCGCGGCGCGCUCUGCCGGGGAGGAGAUUUCCGGCGCUGGGUCGGCGCCAUGAGGAAGAAGCUGGACACCCGCUUCCCCGCUGUAAGAUUCGUACUCGGAUUAAGAAGAUCAUGCAAGCAGAUGAAGAUGUUGGCAAGAUUGCUUUACCUGUACCUGUCCUAGUGUCCAAAGCAUUGGAGCUAUUUCUGCAAGAGUUGUGUGAUAGGACAUAUGACAUUACAAUUCGAAAAGGGGUCAAGACUGUGAGUUCUUCCCAUUUGAAGGAGUGCAUACAAACAUACAAUGUCUAUGAUUUCUUGAGUGAGGUAGUCAGCAAAGUUCCAGACACUGGUACAUCUGAUGCUAAUGCCGAUGAUAAGCUUGGUAAAAGGUGGAAAGCUGCUGAAGAUGGAAGCGAGGAGGAAUUAAAGAAGACAAGAAAUGAGGCAGAAAGCCAUACAAGCAAUGGCAGAGGUCGCGGGAGGGGUCGUGGGAGAGGCCGCCGCGGUGGACGCGGAGCUGGGAGGGAGGUUUUCACAACUCAUGAAAAAAUCGAGGAGAGCCAAUCUAGCAAACCAGCCGGCCUAAAGGUGGAGGUAGCAGAUGAGGUCUCAGAUGCAACCGAAGUUAAGGAGGCUACCCCAGUGAGCAGUGCCAGGGCUUCCUUAAGGAACAUUGACUUAAACUUAGAUCCUGAUGACGAAGACGAUAAGGUUACAGUGCCACCGCAAACCCAGUCGUCAGCUCCAGCAACUAGUUCGGCUUUAGCCACUGCAGGACCAUCUGUUCCGUGGUCAAAUGGAGGAGCAAAGCUCAAGGAUUUUCUGGGUUGGCAACUGCCUGAUAUGAACAAGAUGGCCAUGGACCCUGUUCAAUUUGCUUUGUCAUCAAACCAUAGAUUGGAGGAGGAUGAAGAUUAUGACAAUGAAGACUGAUGACUAGUUCCGCUUUUAGCUCCAGUAGUGGAUAAGUAGACAGGGCAAUCGUAGCUUCAUCUUAACUCCGUAGCAGUUCUCUUGUAUCAUGUGUAUAAUAGCCGCUGAAGCUGCAGAUGUAGUAUAGAAUGUUCCGGAGGUUAGAUUCGCUCAACUAUAAUGUUCCGAAGUUAGAUUCGCUCAACAGCUAGUGUUUUUUUCAGAUAGGUUCGCCAGUUGUACAUUCCGGCUGCUCUCCAGUUUAAUGCUAAUUAUGUUUAUGCUUCA